AUGAGCCUGAUGAACCAGCAGUCGGUUUCAAGCCAGGAGUUUCGCGACGUCGUGCUGGGGGCAGCCACGAAGAUUAUGAAUGAUUUCCAUGGGCCCAUGCAAUACUUGAUGCACCGCUACAGUGAUCCUGAGAGCUUAAACGCGUACAGUAAGAGGCUCCACCAGUACCUGCCCCCUUUGGACACCUGUGUCUACGAGAUGUCGUUCCCUUUCCCUGUAUCCACGCAACAAUUCUGCGUGCACCCGGGGGCCAUGUCCUUCGACCCCUCGUACUCGCCGCGCGAGCCCACUCGCGCGAGCACAGCCUUGGCCUUGCUCGACCACGUACUAACCGACGGUUUCAUCACAGAGGGCGACCCCAUCAUCCUGUGCUCUGGGACCGAGGACAAGAUCCGCAGCAGGGGCCUCGAGGGUGUGCAGGCACCGUGGGCCGUGGCGGGCAACGAUUUCCCAAUCCCGCCCUUCUCGAUCGCCCAACAUAAAGGCAACGCCCGCAUUGCGACAAUGCACUUCCUCUUGACGUUGCUGAUCGACGACGAGGUCGACCUCCAUGCCAUCUCGCCCAAGAUUUGGAAUUCCUUGCGUGCGAUCAAGGUUCGCAAUGUCGAGUUCGCGUCUUUGAAGGAGCAGACUUUUGACAACUUUAAGUUGAGUGCGCGUGGGGCGGUGAGGCGCCAAGCGAACGUGGUCAGUUGGGUGGUGCUCCUUUCCCGGCAGCGCGACUGUGGGGAUACAGACGCAGGUGCGAUCAUCAGGAGCUGGAAUUCUGGCUGCACUCAGAAGGAGAAGCUGAUGGGUAAUAAGGCCCAGACAGUCAAGAACAUCAUGCACCUUGGCCCCCCGAAGACCCAGGAGCUCUUGAUCCAGCACAUCUCGAAGUACGAUUGGGAUGGGGGUAGUCUGAGUGAAGAGGCGUUGGCGUCCAAAAAGGUAUGGCCGGGCUCGGGGUUCAGGACGACGCAUUCGAAGAAGUGGACGCAGCGUCAGCAUAUCACUACAGAGUCGCGCCACCUGAUGUUCCAGCACUGCUUCCACCAGUUCGAUACCACUAACCCCUUGGCGCGUCGUAAGUUUUCCAAGAUGGACCUGGAGGAGUUCGCAGAGAAAGCAGCUGUGAUCUGCGCGAUCCGCACUGAGGCAGUGAACGCAGGCAUGUCUGCUGAGCAGGUAGACGCUGCAUUUGUGGAUAAAUGGCGCCUUGGGGACCCUCGCGUGGAGAUGGACUUGGCCUCUGCCCUGGCUGAGAAGCGCGAUGAGUUCACCAUUCGCGAUAUCACGUGUCUGAAGGAGAUCUUGGACAUCGCGUUGAGUGGCUCUGGGGUGGCAGACAUGGACAUCAGCCUGGAGGAUUCCAGUUAG
Prorocentrum cordatum is the source of this 1359-nucleotide messenger RNA. NCBI's taxonomy places the organism in Eukaryota, Dinophyceae, Prorocentrales, Prorocentraceae. The record is from the annotation of a GenBank genome assembly.